ACAACAACACACCUUUCAACCAGCUAGAUGAUAUUUAUUUGGAAUGCUGAAGGCAAAAAGGUCAAAUUAAUAAGCAUGCAAACACACAUAGCUUUAAAUAAACACACACACAGACGCACGCACACAAAAAAAAAUUCCAAGCACAGAAAAUAGUAAUUACAUAAAGCAUUCAAAUAAUUAAUAGGGUUACAGCAUACAAAUAUGAAUCUAUUAAUCUUGUCCUUUACAAAAUCGCAAUUGAUUUGGCAAUAAAAGGGCCGAAGACUUGCUUUUACUGUGGGUAUAAUUCUGUGAUAAUUUUCAAGACCAAAAAAAAAAAAAAAAAAAAAGACAACAACUGGAAGCUUACGAAUGCAGAUGAGAAAUAUAUUGAUCGACCUAUCUCCCAGAUAUAUAUUAAUAAAUUCAACAACCUUUGGUACCCAGAAUGUCAGGCUUAAAAAGCUUUUAUCUAUCUAUAAUUCAUACGUACAUUCGUCCAGAAUUAUAACUACAAUGGUGGAAUUCAUGAAUGCACUUAUCUAGCAAAGUCUAGCGUAAAAUUAUCUAGCUGUACACCUCAGCACUACUUUUUUAAUAGAGGUCCUCUGUUAGCGAACCUUGUGAAUUCGUUUGUAUUGGAUUUUCAUAAAACACAUUUGUUAGUGCUGAUUUGUUCCCCAUUAAGUUAACAUAAACGGUGAAAAUUCACUUAAAUACAUAUAGAAAUGCUUAAAAGAGCAAUCUGUUUAUCGUUGAACUUGAAUUGAGCAUUUGGUUCUAAAAAAAGGCAGCUAUAUAUGCAAACGUGCCUCGACAAAGUGUUUCUUAAAUAAGGUACAAGUCCUCUGAAUACUGCUUUAUGUGUGUUUUCAUAUUUAUUUGCGUCCAGUAAAAAGGGGCGUUUAAUGUUCAAGUUGUAUUUUGCUAGUCUUGGAAUCAAUUUCAAGUCCGUGUUCUGGGUGUCGCUGUCGACCACUUCUGAGAUCCCAAUUAAGCGUAAUGCAUCCACGUGACGAGCGCGGAGGCUGCGUCUCAAGGCCAUUUUCAAAUUUCAUUGGCGAGGUCGUCAUGCGGUAGUAGAGAGGCAUCUGGAGUAACACGGGGAUUGUUAGAUAUGUCAGCCUACAAAGGACAUCUCUCUUCUCUUUAAAAUCUCUCCAAAAUGUCCUUUCCAAACAGCUCUCCCGCUGCUAAUACUUUUUUAGUAGACUCUCUGAUCAGUGCUUGCAGAACUGACAGUUUCUACUCCAACAGCAACAUGUAUAUGCAAUCCACAGCAGAAAUGGAAACUUAUGGAAUGCAAACCUGUGGACUUCUGCCGUCUCUCGGUAAAAGGGAAGUUAGCCACCAACAUAUGGGCAUGAACGUCCAUUCUUAUAUACCUCAAUUUGAUAACUGGGCAGAUCCGAACAGAACGUGCAGAACAGAACAACCGUCCACACAGAUACCCACCUGCACGUUCUCACAAAACAUAAAAGAAGAAAGUAAUUGCUGCAUGUAUUCCGAUAAGAGAGCAAAGGUCAGCUCGUCCGAAAUCCCCACGUACGCUAAUUUGAUUCCCGAAUCUUGUUCAGCUGAUGGUCCCGAAAUUCCCGUUCCGGGUUAUUUCAGACUGAGCCAAACUUAUGCGUCUGGAAAAAAUCAGGAGUACAGCAACGAUUCGAGUCCAAGCAGACUCUUGCAGCUGAACCGAGUCGCUCCUAAGUCGCCACUAUCCUCUCCUGCCGGGGUGGAAAAGAAAAUAAGCGAAAAUCAGAAAAAACAAGAGACAACUGAAACACCAACCCGCGUGGACAGCCCAGAUCCCAAGUCGAGUCCUCGAGAGGAGAAAACGUGUUCUACUGAAGCGUCUACCUCAAGCCCCGAAUCGCAACAAAAGGAAGCGAAAGACAGUAAAAGUGAUUCUCCCAAGACCAGCUGGUUAACGACAAAAAGUGGUAGAAAAAAGAGAUGUCCCUAUACAAAGCACCAGACACUGGAACUGGAAAAGGAGUUUUUAUUCAAUAUGUACCUGACUCGAGAGCGCCGCCUAGAGAUCAGUAAAAGUGUCAACCUCACCGACAGACAAGUGAAAAUUUGGUUUCAGAACCGCAGAAUGAAACUGAAGAAAAUGAGCAGAGAAAACCGAAUUCGAGAACUUACUGCCAACCUAACUUUCUCGUGAGCAAGUGCACGAAUGCAUAUUUUUUUCUCUACGCUUUCCAUCGCAACUCUCUCAACAUAACUCUCAAUGGGGAACACUGGAAAUCUGUUUUUCCCUCAAAUUUGGAGACUGUGGCCUGUAUGCUUCUUUAUAUUUCUUUAUAUUUAGUUUUGUAUUGUAUUGUAUUUACCUUCUGGUCUAUCUAAAGUGAUACAUUGUGUAAUUUAAAUAUUGUCGUCACAGGGUAAUGAAGGACUGGUUUACGUUGGGGUUAAAUUAUUAGAGUGUUCCAGAAGAUCAAUCUGCGAGGUUUUUGUUUUCCAAAGCAAAGCUUUUGUUGCGAUUUUAUAUUUCAAGAACAUUCGUUUGAACAUUAAAGCUUAUUUAGUGUUUAUAAUCGUGCGAAAGAAGAGAAGAUUCCAUAAAAGUACACUCUUUCCAUUUUGAAUCAUUUUAACGUUAUUUGUAGACUAUGUUAAAUGUGGUAAGUAUUGUUAACAAAUGGAUCUAGUUUAAUGCAUGCUUUGUGGCACGUACACUGCAAUAAAUUGAAUAUUCACA
Molecule: messenger RNA, 2686 nt
Organism: Anguilla anguilla (European eel)
Lineage: Eukaryota; Metazoa; Chordata; Actinopteri; Anguilliformes; Anguillidae
Product: homeobox protein Hox-D10a-like
Exons: 2
Coding region: 1145-2146 (333 amino acids)
Biological process (GO): regulation of transcription by RNA polymerase II
Cellular component (GO): nucleus
Molecular function (GO): RNA polymerase II cis-regulatory region sequence-specific DNA binding; DNA-binding transcription factor activity, RNA polymerase II-specific
Source: RefSeq, a predicted model, not a curated record